This is a messenger RNA of Acaulospora morrowiae, 537 nucleotides long. The record is from the annotation of a GenBank genome assembly. NCBI's taxonomy places the organism in Eukaryota, Fungi, Glomeromycota, Glomeromycetes, Diversisporales, Acaulosporaceae.
AUGAAUUUGAGCGAUUUUAAAUGUAUUAUAUGUGAUGAGUUAAAACAUAAUCCUCAAGUAUCACAAUGCUGUCCCAAAUUUUAUUGUACGGAUUGUAUCAAAAAGAUAGAAAACAUUUGUUCAAUUUGUAACCGAGAAACUAGCUUCAAAGAAUAUCCCGCACUAUCUCGAUUGGUCGAGGCUAAGCUAAUCUUUGAAUCUAAUUUAACCAAUACAAUUUUCAAUAAGAUAAGGCGCAAGUUUUCACGCAAUAAUUCCAAUAAGACCAAAAGUCAUUUACCAAGCAAUGAUCACAUUGGUGAUACGUUUAAAAUCACAGUAUUAAAUAUAGAAGGCAAAAAAGUCAAUAUUUAUGUGAAAGAAAGUGAUACAAUUGGAGCUCUCAAAGACAAGAUUAAAGAAGAAGAAGGAAUUGAAAUUGAGUAUCAGCGAUUAAUUUUCAGAGGAAGACAAUUAGAAGACCAUAAUGCCAUUUCAUAUUACAAUAUUAAGAAGGAUCAUGUUGUACAUAUGGUGAAUCGUUAUAUUUCUGGUUAA